Messenger RNA from Cyprinodon variegatus (sheepshead minnow), 5368 nucleotides. RefSeq names its product protocadherin 10 (gene pcdh10a). The transcript has 5 exons. Gene Ontology annotation, biological process: homophilic cell-cell adhesion. Bases 521 to 3637 code for a protein of 1038 amino acids. Lineage: Eukaryota; Metazoa; Chordata; Actinopteri; Cyprinodontiformes; Cyprinodontidae. Gene Ontology annotation, cellular component: plasma membrane. Gene Ontology annotation, molecular function: calcium ion binding. The record is from RefSeq and is a predicted model, not a curated record.
GCCCCGCCGCUCACACUCGCCUUCCAGAAGCAGAGAUGAGAGCAUCAUCGGCUUUGAGCGCUUAGGCGCAGUCAUUACAACCUCCUGGAAAAAGUCUCACAAUUUUUUUUUAAAGAAUUCAUUUUUCCAAUGCUUUACAGGUUUUUACAUUUUCUUCCCAUCACGUGGAUUUUAAGUUUUUCAUCAUCUAUAUUUCAUCUCACUUUUCAGAAGGAAGUCAGUUCUGCGCACAAGGAAUGUUGGGUCCAGCUUCUGCAUGUGUGCACUGACACUAAAAACUCACAUACCUGCUGCCGAAUUGAUUAAAACGGAGAAGAUUGGAUCAAAUGGCUGCGCUCCUCACAGCUGAAACAACUGAGCAAAGCCAAAUGAUGGGAUCAUUAGAAUUGAAGAGCCUUGUUGUAGAUUGUUUUGCUGUUUUUUUCCCCUCAGAGAAGAACGGAAAUGCACAUACUUUGUAAAAGAAAGGAAUAGCCCUUUUUUUUUCUUUGUGUUGUGCACUUGGAAGGGGAUAAAGGAGAUGAUUUGGUUUAUAUUUCUGCUCUCCAUUGUGAAUGGAGUUCUAUGUCAGCUGCACUACUCAGUACCAGAGGAGCAAGAGCCUGGCUCCGUUGUUGGGAAUAUAGCGGAAGAUCUGGGGUUGGACAUCACAAAACUUUCCGCUCGCCGAUUCCAGACUGUGCCAAGUUCUAGGACACCUUAUCUGGAGGUGAACCUGGAGAACGGCGCGCUUUUGGUGAAGGAAAAAAUAGACCGGGAAGAAAUCUGCAAGCAGACAAUCCCAUGCUUAAUGCAUCUGGAGGUGUUUUUGGAGAAUCCUCUGGAGCUCUUCCGCGUGGAAAUCGAAGUGAUGGAUAUUAACGACAAUCCGCCCAGCUUCCCAGAAACGGACAUUUCAGUGGAAAUAUCUGAGAGUGCCAUACCCGGAACGCGUUUCCCAGUGGAGAACGCAUUUGAUCCCGACGUCGGCACCAACGCGCUCAGCACUUAUGCUAUAACUAACAAUAACUAUUUUUACCUCGACGUGCAGACGCAGAGCGAUGGCACCAAAUUUGCGGAGCUGGUGCUGGAGAAACCGCUGGACAGAGAGCAGCAGGCGGUCCAUCGCUAUGUGCUGACGGCUGUGGAUGGAGGCGUCCCGCAGCGAACCGGGACGGCGCUUCUGGUUGUUAAAGUUCUGGACUCUAAUGACAACGCACCCACGUUCAACGAGUCUGUUUACACAAUUAAUCUGCGGGAAAACUCUCCUGUUGGGACUCUAGUCAUCCAGCUCACCGCCACAGAUGUAGACGAGGGACAAAACGGAGAAAUAGUUUAUUCCUUCAGUAAUCACAACACCCCACGAAUAAAGGAUUUAUUCACCAUCGAUGCCAGAACGGGCAGGAUAGAAGUGGCAGGUGAGGUGGACUAUGAAGAGAGCAAUACGCACCAGAUCAAUGUGCAGGCGAAAGAUCUGGGUGCCAAUGCCGUCCCUGCGCACUGCAAAGUGCUGGUCAAACUCCUGGACGUGAACGACAACACGCCUGAGAUCGGCUUCAGCACUGUAACUGAGUCUGUGAGCGAACAGGACGCCCCUGGCACCGUGAUUGCCCUGUUCAGCGUCUCGGAUCGAGACUCUGGUGAGAACGGUCAGAUGAGCUGUGAAAUCCUGGGCGACGUCCCUUUCAAGUUAAAGUCUUCGUUUAAAAAUUACUACACCAUCGUAACGGACGGCUCACUGGACAGAGAAAACACGGACUCAUACACCAUCACCGUGGUGGCCAAAGACAGAGGUCAGCCCUCGCUGGCAACCAGUAAAUCUAUUAAGGUGCAUGUGUCCGACGAAAACGACAACGCGCCCCGCUUUACGCAGGCAGUUUAUGAUGUGUAUGUAACUGAAAACAACGUGCCUGGGGCAUUCAUUCAUGCAGUGAGCGCCCUGGACCCUGAUAUAGGACAGAAUGCUCUAAUUACCUACUCCAUAUUGGAGUGUGACAUCCAGGGCAUGUCUGUGGACACAUAUGUCUCCAUAAACCAAGACACCGGCUAUCUUUACGCGCUGCGCUCUUUCGACUACGAACAGCUGAAAGAGUUCAGCUUCAUGGUUCAGGCUAAAGACUCAGGUGCUGUGGAGCUGUUCUCUAAUGCCACUGUAAACGUCAUCAUCGUUGACCAAAAUGAUAACGCUCCCACUGUUAUAGCUCCUAUAGGAAAGAAUGGAACAGCUAAGGAGCACCUGCCGCGCUCUGCGGAGCCUGGAUACCUGGUGACGCGCAUCGUGGCCAUGGACGCAGAUGAUGGCGAAAACGCACGGCUUUCCUACAGCAUCCUGAGGGGCAAUGAGAUGGGGAUGUUUCGGAUGGACUGGAGGACAGGAGAGCUGAGAACGGCGCGCAGGAUAUCCGCCAAACGGGACCCACAGAGCUUGUAUGACCUGCUGAUCGAGGUGCGGGACCACGGGCAGCCCCCUCUCUCCUCAUCAGCCAGUGUGAGCGUGUUACUGGUGGACAGCGUGGUGGAGGGCCGCAGUGGGGACCGCGGCUCGGCCUCUAAGUCUAAAGAUACCUCCCUUGAUCUUACCCUGAUUCUUAUCAUCGCUCUGGGCUCAGUGUCAUUUAUUUUCCUCCUGGCCAUGAUCGUGCUGGCUGUGCGCUGCCAAAAGGACAAGAAGCUCAACCUUUACACAUGUCUGCUAGCCGGAGAUUGCUGCUUCUGCUGCGGCUCUUGCUGUAGCCGGCAGAGUCGCGGCAGAAAGCAGAAAAAACUGAGCAAAUCAGACAUCAUGCUGGUUCAGAGCACCAACGUGAGCACGGGAGUUGGGCCCGUCGGGCAGGUGCCAGUGGAGGAGUCAGGGGUGGGGGGCGUGGGAGGGGGGUUCGGCUCCCACCACCACCAGACCCAGAACUCCUACUGCUACCAGGUGUGCCUGACACCGGAGUCCGCCAAGACGGAUCUGAUGUUUUUGAAGCCGUGCAGCCCCUCCCGCAGCAGCGAGGCAGACCACACCAACCCCUGCGGGGCCAUAGUCACCGGCUACAGUGAUCAGCAGCCUGACAUUUUAUCUAAUGGUGGCAUUCUAUCCAGCGAGACAAAACACCAACGAGCAGAACUCAGCUAUCUGGUGGACAGACCGAGGCGUGUCAACAGUUCUGCAUUUCAAGAAGCAGACAUUGUCAGUUCUAAAGACAGUGGUCACGGCGACAGUGAACAGGGUGACAGUGACCAUGAUGCUACAAAUCGAGGGCACUCAGCUGGUGCUGACCUGUUCUCUAACUGCACAGAGGAGUGCAAGGCCCUAGGUCACUCUGACCGCUGCUGGAUGCCAUCCUUUGUGCCAUCAGAUGGCCGCCAAGGGCCGGACUACCGCAGCAAUCUGCACGUCCCCGGCAUGGAUGCCACGCUGCCUGACACUGAGGUACCCUGCUCCGUCAACCUCCCCGACCAACUCACCAUGACCUCCUCCACUGCCUCCUCCAAUGAUAGGUCAUUCUCCACCUUUGGCAAGGAUGGCCAAAGAUCACAGUCACACCACAGCCUUCAAAAUCACCUCCAUCAGCAACAGCAGCAGUACAGCUCCAGCACGCUAGAGAGGAAAGAGUAUGAUAGGGGGACCCUACCGUACAAACCAACCUUUCUCUCCCGCAAAAGGAUUUGCUAGCUCAUUCCACGUAGACAUAUCGGAGACAGCGUGAAUUUGUGUACUACAACAUCAGCACUGAUACUAAAGACGGUGAAACAGAACUAAAACAAAUGGCAGCCUGGAUGACAGAAACCUUGGCUAAACUUCAUUUUCUCGAGUGGCGAACUGUAACAGAACCUUGGCGGUGGCUGCUGAGGGAGAAAAAAGGAGAAAUAAUUACUGAGUAGCAGUAAACCUCUUGAUACCCAAGGAGCAAUUCAAGGCCUUAUUUCUCUCAGCAGGACUGAGAACGGCAUGAAACUCUUGACCAAAUGAAGAUUAUAAUGGCAUAAGAUUACUGAGGGGAUGAAUUGAAAUAAUAAAGUAAGACAGAGGGGUACUAAUUAAAUUAAAGAGGUGUUACCCCCCGCCCCCCACCCCUUGCCUAAAAGAGGGUUAGCCUCUAGAAAUAUGUGUGUGCCUGUUUACAUAAAAAAAGAAAAAAUGUUUCUGUACAAACUUCAACCAAUGUCACACUGAACCCUUUAGCUAUUUCUAUGAUCACCACUAAGCCAGCUGUACAGAGUGUUUUGGGAGGGAAAGGAGACUGACAAUGAGACAAUGAGAAAGCAGAUGACGCAGGAAAAAGAGUAUACGAGUUGUACAUGUACAGGAUUAAAAAAAAAAAGCAAACAAGUGCAGUACUAUAGAUUCUAUAUCCAGUUUUUUGACUUGACUGUCUUUAUAUACCUUCUCUUUUUGUUUCUGUUUUUUCUGUGUGGUUCAAGUGUGGAGACUAGAAUAUUCCAACUCAGCUUCAGACAAGCACUUGUGGUUCAGCGUUGGGUUGAGCCCUCUUUCAGACUUAGCUAGCCUCUUCAGGAAGGAGAUUUGGACAAAUCACUGUGUUAAUGUAGAGUAUCAUUUUUGGGAUCAGAAAUACAAUACAAGAAAAAUGAAUGUUUCAUGUUUGUUCAUAUUUUUAAAAGGCUUCUUAUUGUUUUUUAAGGUCCUUCCUGAGCUAUCGGCAGAGAAAGCGUAAUGACCUAUUAGAGAAAUGUGGUUCUCUUGAUGCCAUUGGCCUCUACAUAACUAAUCAGACACACUCAGUGGUUUUUAUCAUGUGUGCAAAGUGUUUACUGUACUAUUUUAAAAUCUUAUAAAUGAAUAUAAAUCUAUAUAUAUAUAACACUAUAUAUAUAUAUAUAUACACAAUAUACUUUUGCUGAAAACUGUGUAACCAUUAAUUAGUUUUUACACUCCAUUAAGUCUCUCAUUCUUUUAAUACAAAGUGCUAAAAAUUUAAGAUGAGUAUUGUUUUAUUUAAAUAAGCAGUGCUUAGCCUGAAAUGCUACAUUUUAUGACAACCACCAACUAAGUUAAUGUUCUUAUUUUACUGUUAUUUUUCACUGUUUACAUAUUUCAGGCCUUGUUGUGUGCUGCCAAGACACAAUUUAAGUUGUUUUGGGCUGUAAUGUAUUUUCAAGCAGAUAAUGUACAGGAUGGAAAACUGUCACAAUCCAGCAAGACUUCUUAAGUUUUACGUUAUUAGACAUUUUCAUCUCACAGAAGGAGGUUAUACAUUUUGAUGAACUUUGCUCAUACAUCAUAUACACACAUAUAAACACAACCACAGACACACAGAUAAAAUGGUGAUAAUAAACUGUGUCAUUUAAGUUUUCUUAAGUGUAUUUUGUUGUGGGUAUCUUCAAAAUUGUGUGUGUAUUUGCAAAUUCUUUUUGCAAUUCACUGGCCUCAGAAAUGUUUUUA